AUGGACUACAGGAAACACCAGCUAGAACAAGACAAUAACAUGGACUACAGGAAACACCAGCUAGAACAAGACAAUAACAUGGACUACAGGAAACACCAGUUAGAACAAGACAAUAACAUGGACUACAGGAAACACCAGCUAGAACAAGAUAAUAACAUGGACUACAGGAAACACCAGCUAGAACAAGACAAUAACAUGGACUACAGGAAACACCAGCUAGAACAAGAUAAUAACAUGGACUACAGGAAACACCAGCUAGAACAAGACAAUAACAUGGACUACAGGAAACACCAGCUAGAACAAGAUAAUAACAUGGACUACAGGAAACACCAGCUAGAACAAGAUAAUAACAUGGACUACAGGAAACACCAGCUAGAACAAGAUAAUAACAUGGACUACAGGAAACACCAGCUAGAACAAGACAAUAACAUGGACUACAGGAAACACUAG
This is a messenger RNA of Saccostrea echinata, 450 nucleotides long. RefSeq names its product sperm protein associated with the nucleus on the X chromosome N2-like. The record is from RefSeq and is a predicted model, not a curated record. The transcript has a single exon. Lineage: Eukaryota; Metazoa; Mollusca; Bivalvia; Ostreida; Ostreidae. The coding region runs from base 1 to 450 and encodes 149 amino acids.